AUGGAGGUUUUUAGUCUGAAGAAAAUGCUUUUGUGGUUGAUUACUGUGGUGAACAUAUUAGGGAGCACUGCAGAAUGCAGAGAGCCAGUUCUCCAUAGAGUUGGGGGAGGAAAAUACACAUGGGCACCGAAUAUGAACUUCACUGCUUGGGCUAUGCAUGAAGAAUUCUACGUAGGAGACUGGCUUUACUUUGGAUUCGACAAAACCCGCUACAGUGUUCUGGAGGUGAACAAGAUUAACUACAACAACUGCAAUGACAAAAACUGCAUAGCAAACAUUACAAGAGGUGGCCGGGAUGUGUUCAAUCUCACAGAGGCAAGACCAUAUUACUUUCUUAGUGGUCGUGGGUACUGCUUUAAAGGGAUGAAAGUUGCAGUCCAUGCUCAAUAUCCUCCACCUGAUCCUGCGCCAUUAGUCGUCAGAAAUGUUUGUCCGUCGAAGAGUGCUAGCCAUGGCCUCGCCAUGCUUCUUGCUCUGUUCACCUCCUAUGCUGUGAUGGGCUAG
This is a messenger RNA of Populus trichocarpa (black cottonwood), 504 nucleotides long. Its product is annotated as lamin-like protein. Gene Ontology annotation, cellular component: plasma membrane. The transcript has 2 exons. Gene Ontology annotation, molecular function: electron transfer activity. Bases 1 to 504 code for a protein of 167 amino acids. The record is from RefSeq and is a predicted model, not a curated record. NCBI's taxonomy places the organism in Eukaryota, Viridiplantae, Streptophyta, Magnoliopsida, Malpighiales, Salicaceae.